AAAUUUCAGUGGUAAAGGAUGAAACUCAUCGAAGCACACGACACAGUGAAGUUCCCGGAAGGUGUUACAUUCUCAGUCAAUAAACGGGUGGUCACCGUCAAAGGUCCUCGUGGUGUACUUAAGAGGGAUUUCCGACACUUGCAUAUGGAAAUCGAGAAGAUUAGUAAGAAUACAGUCCGUGUGAGGAAAUGGUUUGGAAUACGGAAAGAAGUCGCUGCUAUUCGCACCGUUUGCUCUCACAUUGAAAAUAUGAUCAAAGGUGUUACUAAAGGAUUCCGAUAUAAGAUGCGGUCGGUGUAUGCCCACUUUCCUAUCAAUAUCUCGCUUCAGGAGAAGAACACCAUCGUUGAGAUUCGAAAUUUUUUGGGAGAAAAAUUUACAAGACGUGUCCCACUUCCGGAAGGUGUUACAGCAAUGAUGUCCGCCACCCAGAAGGACGAAUUGAUCGUUGAUGGCAAUGAUUUACAACUUGUUUCACAAGCAGCUGCACGUAUUCAGCAAUCAACGACAGUAAAGAACAAGGAUAUUCGUAAAUUUUUAGAUGGUAUAUACGUCAGUGAGAAGACAACUAUCGUUGAUAAUUAAAUCAUGCAGUGUUUUAUUUGUUUCUUGUUUUUUUCUAAUGUAAUUGCCAUAAAACUGUUGUAUCAUGCAGUUUUUCUGCCAUAUUGUCUCAAGUUUACGGAAGUUUAGGCGAUUGUUUAAGCUUUGGUCAAUUAAUGCGACCCUGUCGAUCUUUUGAAAGAGUUGGUUUGCUUAACGUUUGCGGAUUUAAUGAAUAUAUUCCGCUAAAUUUUUGAUAUAGUGUUAAAUUUUGG
Messenger RNA from Loa loa (African eye worm), 818 nucleotides. RefSeq names its product 60S ribosomal protein L9. Gene Ontology annotation, biological process: cytoplasmic translation. Bases 19 to 585 code for a protein of 188 amino acids. The record is from RefSeq and is a predicted model, not a curated record. NCBI's taxonomy places the organism in Eukaryota, Metazoa, Nematoda, Chromadorea, Rhabditida, Onchocercidae. Gene Ontology annotation, molecular function: rRNA binding; structural constituent of ribosome. Gene Ontology annotation, cellular component: cytosolic large ribosomal subunit; ribosome. The transcript is spliced from 3 exons.